Messenger RNA from Lotus japonicus, 2185 nucleotides. RefSeq lists its product as uncharacterized. NCBI's taxonomy places the organism in Eukaryota, Viridiplantae, Streptophyta, Magnoliopsida, Fabales, Fabaceae. Gene Ontology annotation, molecular function: N6-(1,2-dicarboxyethyl)AMP AMP-lyase (fumarate-forming) activity. Gene Ontology annotation, biological process: IMP biosynthetic process. The transcript is spliced from 9 exons. The record is from RefSeq and is a predicted model, not a curated record. The coding region runs from base 203 to 1792 and encodes 529 amino acids.
ACCACACUCAUUCUCUCAUAUUGCUUUCCCGCCGUCACUGCCGGCAGCCGCGGUACCACCACUCGUCGCCGCACCGAAAUUUCCGCCGCCUCCGGCUCCGCCGUCCUCCUCCAAGCCAGUCCAUCUCAAACUGUCCCUCUCUCAAACUUAGCUAGCUGAGUAGUGAGCAUCCCUUCUUCCUCUUCAUUCCUUGACAGAGUUCAUGGCACUGUCUAACGCCACCCAACUCAGGAGCUUCAACUCCCUCACAACCACCCCUCAAAGAUUCACACACCCUUCUCCUCGUUCAUCCUUUGCUUCCUUCCCAUUUCCCUCUCUCACAAGCUGCGCCUGCAAAGCCAGCAUCCCCACCCACCACAACAUGCUGGGUUCCGCAGCUCGUUCUUCUGAUUUUGAGCUUUCUGGUUUGACAGCUUUGUCACCAUUGGAUGGCCGCUAUUGGGCUUUUACAAAGGAAUUGGCUCCUUUUAUGAGUGAAUAUGGACUCAUAUACUAUAGGGUCUUUGUUGAGAUAAAAUGGUUGCUGCAGCUGUCGCGAAUUCCUGAAAUUGUUGAGGUUCCCAGUUUCAGUGAAGGUGCUGAAUCUUACUUACAAGGCCUGAUUGAUGACUUCAGUAUUGAUGAUGCCUUGGAGGUUAAAAACAUUGAGAAGGUGACAAACCAUGAUGUUAAAGCUGUGGAGUACUUCUUGAAGCAGAAGUGCCAAUCAAAUGCUGAAGUUGCUAAGGUGCUUGAGUUUUUUCACUUUGCUUGUACAUCCGAGGAUAUAAAUAACAUUGCCCAUGCAUUGAUGCUGAAAGAAGCAAUGAAUUCUGUCAUGUUUCCUGCCAUGGAUAAAAUAAUCAAAGCUUUGUGUACUAUGGCUAAAGAUAAUGCUCAUAUCCCGAUGCUUUCUCGCACUCAUGGACAGCCAGCUUCGCCAACAACUUUGGGGAAGGAAAUGGCUAUAUUUGCUGUGAGAUUAAGCAGAGAAAGGAAAGAACUAUCUCAGGUUGAGAUAUUUGGGAAAUUUGCUGGUGCAGUUGGAAACUACAAUGCACAUGUUGUUGCGUAUCCUGAUGUUAACUGGCCUCGCAUUGCGGAAGAGUUUGUACAUUCUCUUGGAUUAAGUUUUAAUCCUUAUGUCGCUCAGAUUGAAACUCAUGACUAUAUGGCCAAGCUUUUUCAUUCAUUCAUCCAAUUCAACAAUAUAUUAAUGGACUUUGAUAGAGACAUGUGGGGCUAUAUAUCUUUGGGUUACUUUAAGCAGACCACUAAGGCUGGGGAGAUUGGCUCCUCAACUAUGCCUCACAAGGUAAAUCCUAUUGAUUUUGAGAACAGCGAAGGUAAUAUAGGGGUGGCUAAUGGAGGAUUUUCCCAUCUAAGCAUGAAGUUGCCCAUUUCACGUUGGCAGAGAGACUUGACUGAUUCUACUGUCUUAAGGAACAUGGGUGUGGGUAUAGGUCAUUCUCUGCUUGCCUACAAAAGCGCACUUCGUGGAAUUGGAAAGCUUCAGGUUAAUGAAGCUCGCUUGAGUGAAGACUUGAACCAAUGCUGGGAGGUGCUUGCUGAACCAAUACAGACGGUUAUGCGAAGAUAUGGUGUUCCGGAACCUUAUGAGAAGUUAAAAGAGCUAACAAGAGGGAGAGCAGUUACAAGAGAGAGCAUAAGAGACUUCAUUGAAGGCUUAGAUAUUCCAGAAGAAUCAAAACUGAAUCUGUUGAAGUUGACACCAGGUACUUAUGUUGGAGCAGCUGUUGAAUUGGCCAGAACUGUGGAAAACGCAGUGAACAAUAUCAUCAAUGGAAUCUAGAUAUUUGAGAAGAGUGCUUGAAACAGUUUUCUCCAGAUAAUGAGACUGCUGCUAAGGCAAUUUUGUGACGGAUCCUCACCAUUAAUGACCAUUAGUCAAUUUAUAAUUUUUAUUUUAAAAUAAAAUACUUCAUUUGGGAAGGAGAAAAAGGACAUCUUCCCUGAUUUUGACAAAGUUUAGUGUAGAAUGAUGUUAAGGAUCUUGUAACUCUAGACAAAUUGUAUUGUAUUUUAGAGUUCGAUGUGUCACACCUGAAUAAGAAAAUGGUCUUGCAAUCUUGUUUUUUAGAGUUUGAUGGGUCAAAUUCUGACCACGUGUAUUCUGCAUUCUACACCUCAUUUUAUGUUGUGGAUAUCACACCAUUGCGUCCAAAGUAAGAGAUAAUUUAUGAAA